Molecule: messenger RNA, 327 nt
Organism: Bacidia gigantensis
Lineage: Eukaryota; Fungi; Ascomycota; Lecanoromycetes; Lecanorales; Ramalinaceae
Exons: 2
Coding region: 1-327 (108 amino acids)
Biological process (GO): mRNA splicing, via spliceosome
Cellular component (GO): precatalytic spliceosome; catalytic step 2 spliceosome; U2 snRNP
Source: RefSeq, a predicted model, not a curated record
AUGUCUCGCCAUCAUCCCGACCUAGUAAUGUGUCGCAAGCAACCCGGCAUAGCAAUCGGCCGCCUCUGCGACAAGUGCGACGGCAAAUGUCCUGUCUGCGACAGCUACGUACGCCCUACCACUCUCACUCGUAUCUGCGACGAAUGCUCCUUUGGCAACUACCAGAACAAAUGCGUCGUCUGCGGCGGCGAAGGCAUUUCAGAUGCUUUUUACUGUUUUGAGUGUACCAGGUUGGAAAAGGAUAGGGAUGGAUGUCCCAAGAUUAUCAAUCUGGGCAGCUCCAGGACGGAUCUGUUUUACCAGAAGAAGAGUUUUAGGAAUCAUUGA